AUAAAAGCGCGCAAAAUGGAUCUUCAACUUAUGAUUUUGCAAACUUCUACGGGGAAAAUGCUAUCCGAAUAUCAGUUAAAUUUACUGAAUAAAAACAAUAUUGAAUCCCUGAUCGAUUUUUAUAAGGCGGAUGAGAAGAAACUUCACGAAUUGCUGCUCAUCAAUGUAGAAUCCGUCCGGAAGCUGAAGAAGGAAUUGUCUAUGUUGCCCAAGGCGCCCGAUGAGGUUAGCGCUCUGGAUGUUGAAUAUGGCACGGGAAUAGAGGAGUUGGACAAACUGCUUACCUCCGUGAAACAGCGCUUUAAGCCGGGCAGGGUCUGGGAGCUCUGUGGACAGACCGGCGUGGGCAAGACUCAGGUGAUGUACACCUUGGCCGUGAAUUUCGUUUGGAAGCACGCCCCGCCAGUCCUAUUCAUUGACACCAAGCAGGACUUCUCCUGCAAGAGGAUACAGGACAUGCUCCGGGCCAGGAACACCGAUGCGGAAACCACUGACAGAGUCAUGAAAGCCAUCCAGGUGGUGCAAGCUCACACAGUCACGGACCUUAUUAAUGUGCUGAUAACUUUCGAUCAGCAACUGACCGCCAAGAUAGAAGCCGCCGUAAAAACCAAGUUUGUGCUUAUUGAUUCCCUUGGAGCUUACUUUGCCCACUAUCGCGGCAGAAGGAUGCAGAGGCUAAGAAAAUCCCUGCUGGUGGAGCUCGCUUGCAAAGUCCGCAAACUGGCUGUCCGGGGCGUGGCCUUUAUCAUCGGCAAUGUUUCCUUUUUUGAAAAAGAUGAUAAUGGCUACGAUGACGGCGAGGACGAUGGCAACAAUGAGGAGGCGGCGACGCCACAGCAGUUGGAACCUAUGCUGGGUGCCUACUGGAGUUCGGUGUGUACGCUGAGACUGUCGCUGGAGCUCCCAGUGGAUGAGGACUUUACCCGCCAGGAUGACGGCCUGCGUUUGAUGCAUGUCAUCUCCAACACAUACGGCCCCGAUGGUGACCACUGCCUGCUGCGCAUCACGGAGGCUGGCGUGGCUUAGCGGCGGGCAAAUGGAUUCUGCGGAUU
Drosophila suzukii is the source of this 1052-nucleotide messenger RNA. RefSeq names its product Rad51 recombinase D (gene Rad51D). Gene Ontology annotation, biological process: reciprocal meiotic recombination; DNA strand invasion; double-strand break repair via homologous recombination. Gene Ontology annotation, cellular component: Rad51B-Rad51C-Rad51D-XRCC2 complex; centrosome; replication fork. Gene Ontology annotation, molecular function: ATP-dependent DNA damage sensor activity; single-stranded DNA binding; four-way junction DNA binding. The record is from RefSeq and is a predicted model, not a curated record. NCBI's taxonomy places the organism in Eukaryota, Metazoa, Arthropoda, Insecta, Diptera, Drosophilidae.